This is a messenger RNA of Exophiala spinifera, 1491 nucleotides long. RefSeq lists its product as uncharacterized. NCBI's taxonomy places the organism in Eukaryota, Fungi, Ascomycota, Eurotiomycetes, Chaetothyriales, Herpotrichiellaceae. The transcript has 2 exons. The record is from RefSeq and is a predicted model, not a curated record. The coding region runs from base 1 to 1491 and encodes 496 amino acids.
AUGACAGAUGAGGAGGUGGAGAUGAUGCGACAAGGACAAAUGGAGGCUGCUGUCAACCGUGUCCGACUGAAAGAAAGAUCAAGAGAUGGGCGUGAUUCAGGCCGGUUUUACCAAUAUCUGACUGUCGAAACGAACGAAACAACACCGAGUCUCACACUUCCGAUACAACUGGGCGCAUCUGACACGCUACGAAAAGAUCUUGACAGGACUGGCACAGACAACCACCAUCACCCGAUCGAUCCAACUCUGGCUAACAACAAAAAGUGUGUCGAUCACCAUCCUUCGAGCGUAACAACAACAACAAGUGAUACAAGGUCUAAUCAGAGCGGACCUGUUCUCGAGAGGCUCCAGCAGAGGCAUUAUGAUCAUGGUGCCAAGUCUUCCCAGUAUUGGUCUGGUCGUUAUUUGUCAGUGUGUGACAGGAUCCGAAGUGAACCUUUAAAGAACAACAAACUUCUUCCACCGGUAGAGUCUUCUACUCAGGCCAUGGAUAUGGUCUUUGAUGCGUGUGAAAAAGCACGAAUCCGGCUGGCAUUAGACGAGCUUAGAAGAUCAUGCAUGACUCAUGAUGCACUUGAAAGCUUCGAGCAUUUCGAAACCGGUCUGCUGAAGAAGAUUGGUACAUCUCACCACAGUCUUUACCGAGAAAGUAACUCUUUAUCAAGAGUCUCCGAUACGGGAUCAAUAUUAAGGACGACUGGUGGCGGUGGUCGAAAAUCUGGAGACGCAUUGAAUGUGCCUAACCUGCUGUGGACCCCCUCAACGCCUAACAGGUGGCUUUCCAGUAUCAACGCCGAAGCCGCGAUGAGCAUAUCUUCCGGGAGUUUUGAGGGCAAAGGCGCUCUUGCGAAGAGCAAGACCACCGGUAAUCUGGCGUCAUUCAUUCCAAAGUUCAGUAGCAGACAACUGCCACCAUACAUCAAGACCAACCACCAAUCAAACUCGACGGCGCCGAACGCGCACCAGCGGCGAGUGUCAUACAUCGGACUGUCUCCCGAAUCGGCAGGGUCUACUGCUGGGGACAGAGAACCCCCUUCAGCAAGCCAAAAUAGAUCAACGCACAGGCGGUCGGGUUCACAGAUGUCCUCUCCCGGUCUCGUCAACAGCGAGAGCCGCAGUCCCGAAUCGCAGUCCACCCUUACGACUACAACAAUGGUCGAGAAAGAUCGAAGCCUGAUAUUUGGGAAGAAAGUCCGAAAGCUAGACCAAGUGGUUAGGAGCCUUGACUGCGCUAUGAUGGAAAGUGGCCAUACAAUACCCCCUUGUGAGAGAAAGUCGCAACCUUUCUUCCCGCGAGUUCAAAUGGUCACUGUGCAGGGAGAGAAAGAGAAAGUGAUUCGCUCUUGGAGAAAGUCAGAGCGGCAGUCCAGUGGAGAGAUGUUGAGGAAUUUGUUUGGAGCUGGGGUGCGAGAAGUGAAGAAGAUGGGGCGUAGGGUUGGAGCAAUGAGCAUAGGAAGCAGUGAGGAUCUGCCAUCAUCGAGGCACGAAUAG